Suillus subaureus is the source of this 720-nucleotide messenger RNA. RefSeq lists its product as uncharacterized. The annotation marks the transcript as partial. Lineage: Eukaryota; Fungi; Basidiomycota; Agaricomycetes; Boletales; Suillaceae. The record is from RefSeq and is a predicted model, not a curated record. The transcript has 3 exons.
ACAGUGGUGGAUACAUCAGGACUCCACUCCUUAAUGAUCAGAUUCUGUCGGUACACCAAUGCACUGAAUCCCGACAUGCAACUAUUUGAAACAGGCCUCUUCCCAGCAUCUUUCACUUUGCCAAAGACAACAUUCACAUUUGCAGUGUUGGACAACUUCCUGUUAGAUAACCUGGAAUGUGGGACUUUGGCUAUGAACUACUAUAGCAAAUUAAGGCAAAUCACUUCCAGCAUGUUCCCUCAUCUAGUUCCAGUGAGUGCUGUGAAUGGAAUUGAUGAGGGUGGGCAGGCAGUGGAGACAGCUGAAGAUGAGAAGCCAAAGCCAAAGCCAGGGGAGCUUGCACUCUCCUGUCCUCCAUGUCUGCAGCCUGGGGUAAAUGUCAAUUUGUCAGAAAAGAAUGCAGCCAAUCCUGCAUGGCUAUAUUCGAGAUCCUUGGUAAUGGAUGGCAAUUUCAAGGCUGAGCAUCUGUUUCCAGUGAAUCCAACCAAUGAGGUAGCAUUGACUGAUGGCCUUGGCUUUAUGAUUGGCAAUGCCCAGUACAAAAUGCAUCUUGCUGAGGCACAGGACAUUCCCAAGGAAAACUUGACUGUCACAGUGGUCAACCAGGCAAAUGCUUCACACCACAAGCUGGAAGUCACAGGAAUAGGUGGGUGUGCUUGCACAAGACAUGGAUGUUUUGUCCCACAUUCAAUGGUGGACUUUCAGAAGGGGGAAAGGUUU